Messenger RNA from Plasmodium malariae, 831 nucleotides. Its product is annotated as fam-l protein. The record is from RefSeq and is a predicted model, not a curated record. Lineage: Eukaryota; Apicomplexa; Aconoidasida; Haemosporida; Plasmodiidae. The transcript is spliced from 2 exons. Bases 1 to 831 code for a protein of 276 amino acids.
AUGGAACGAAAAAUUAAGUCAUUCUUACUCAUUGAAAUUGCUGCGUUUAUCAUUUUAACUUGGAUAUGCCAUUUUAACAAUGAUAUGAGUAUCUUUAAUAAAUGUUUUAAUAAGAACAAUGUUGACAGAAAAAAACAUACAAGGUCUUACAGAUUAUUAGGAAAGCAUAAACAAGAAAGGCGUUCACCCAUUAUAUGGAUAAAAGAAGAAAUACCAAUUAAUGAAGUGAAUGAAAAAGAAGAUAUAUCUAAUAGUGAAAAAGGAAGCAGAAGGAAAAUCAAACAAUCAGAUGAAUGUUCAUUACAUAAUAUGGAAGAACAACAACAAUAUAAUAAACAUAAAUCUAUAUUUGAAACAAAAAGUCAUUUUUCUUAUUUUGAAAAAAAAAUAUUCAGAGAACUUGAUUAUAAAGAUCACCGUAAACAUAACAGAACAAUUAGUAAUAAGGUUUACAAAAAAUUAAUACGUAAAAAUUACAUAAUACGAUCAACGUUGUUGUUGUUAUUCAUCUUUUUAGUAUUAAUGGUACCUAUAGCAGAUGUAUCAUUAAGAUACUUGGUGGAUAAGGGGGGUUUAUUGAAAGCUUUAGGGUUGUUUCAUGCAAAUGCAGGUACGUUAGGAACUUUUGUUAGUACUGGAGGUUUGUUAAUGGAUGGAUUAGGCAUAGGCAAAUGGAAUUAUGUUGAUAUAGUAAAAUUAUCGCCUAUUUUAACAUAUUGUGUACCUUUCUUUAUAUUAGGUAUUAUAAUUAUAUUGGCGAUUACUUAUUACUAUAAAAAAAUUAUAAAAUAUGAAAAAAUCAAGUUUAGGAAUAAGUUCAAUGAAUUAUAA